AUGACAGACCUACCAACGUUGAUCAAGCAAAGCAGAGAUCUUGAGAGAAAGAUCAAGAAGAUCAAAACUCGCAAUGCCAACAGAGAUCUAAUCGACAAACGCAAGACCCUCGAAGCCCAGAUUGAUCAGCAGACCGAAAAACUCAACGAUAUCAAUGGCAACAUCGAGUCCUCCCAAAAGCAGAUGCUGGAUGUGUGCGAUGAACUCGGAGAAGCUGCACGUCAAGUCAAAAGGCUUUCCAAGUACGACAGGUCGGACCUCGAAGUUGUUCUGAGCAAGAAAACAAGUCAUGAGAUGGAGAAAAUGCUGGACGACUUCAACAAGAAGGUUCAAACGUACCGCAGUCUAACACCCUCCAACGGCUGGAUUCUGCACCUCCUGGCCGAAACAAUCUUCCUACAGAGUCAGGAUAAGUUUGGCUGGCAGGUUGAUCUACCACCUACUUUCGAGAACGACAAAGCGGUAGAGAUCUUCCAGAGCAAAGUGGCCGAGAAACUGGAGGAUAUGAAGAAGGCCAAGAAACAGUCUCAUCAGCUCACCUAA
Molecule: messenger RNA, 543 nt
Organism: Aureobasidium pullulans EXF-150
Lineage: Eukaryota; Fungi; Ascomycota; Dothideomycetes; Dothideales; Saccotheciaceae
Exons: 2
Coding region: 1-543 (180 amino acids)
Source: RefSeq, a predicted model, not a curated record